Molecule: messenger RNA, 1110 nt
Organism: Chlorella variabilis
Lineage: Eukaryota; Viridiplantae; Chlorophyta; Trebouxiophyceae; Chlorellales; Chlorellaceae
Exons: 9
Coding region: 1-1110 (369 amino acids)
Source: RefSeq, a predicted model, not a curated record
AUGGCAACCACCGGCCUUGGAGCCUCUCCUGCCACCACCGGCCUGGGCAGCACCUCGGCUGGGAUGGGGGCUGGCACAUACGGCCGGAUCAUCCUGACCGUCAAGAGCGCCCACAACAUGCUGGACAAGGCGUGGCUGGGCAAGAGCGAUCCUUACUGCGUCAUCCGCCUGGCCGAUGCCGAGAUCCAGACCCACCACGUCAAGAAUGCUGGCGAGCACUGCACCUGGGAUGAGUCGUUCUCCUUCAACAACGUCAGUGCCGACGACACCAUCGAGUUUGCUGUGUACGAUCACAACCGCCUGCUCAAGGAUGCGCACAUGGGCGAGGGCAGCAUCUCGCUGCGCCAGGUGUUCGAGGAGGGCAGCCUGGAGACGCGUGUGCCGCUCACCACUCGCACUGGCACCAAGGAUGCCGGCGAGAUCUGGGUGUCGCUGCGCCAGGAGGGCGGCGGCGCUGGUGCAGGCACCACAGGCGCUACUGCCGGCCUGACUGCCCAGGGCGCCACUGGCAUGGGGGCUGGCUACGAGACCACGGCCACCGAGCGCGCCCCCUAUGAGCGCCGCGAGGAGGAGUACGGCACCACCGCUGGCGCCGGCGCCGUGCCCGCUGUGGCGAUGCAGCAGACCACUGUGCCGGUGGCUGCCUCCACUGGCGAGACGCAGGUGGCGCGCCAGGGCGCGGAGGAGGUGUGCGGCAGGGAGUACUUCACCAAGGUGGAGGACCGCCCUGUCAUGAAAGAGAGAGUCACGCGGCUGCGCGAGCACCACCCAGUGGAGAAGGAGUUUGUGGUGGAGACCAGGGCCACAGGCGAAGAGAGGGAAACUGGCGAGCGGGCCCAGGAGCAGAUGGGGGCGCAGGAGAGGGUGGUGGAGGUGGCGCAGCCCGUGGUGGAGCAGCCCACCGCCGAGUACUUCAGCAAGGUGGAGGAUCGCCCUGUGAUGAAAGAGCGAGUGAGUCGUGUGCGCGAACACCACCCGAUUGAGAAGGAGUUUGUGGUGGAGACUCGUGCCACGGGUGAGGAACGCGAGACCGGGGAGCGGGCCCAGGAGAGCAUGGGCGCUACGGAGAGGGUGGUGGAGGUGGCCAAGCCGCGGGCACCCUGCGAGUAA